UAGUAGGUAGCAGUGCGCCACAGAAACUGAGAAAGCUAGCCUAGCCUGGCAUUGCAAUAAUUGAUUGUCGGAAAGCAAUCGCCACUGCAUCGCAGGAGCAGGGUAGCGCUGGGCACUAGGCUGGGCAUCAAAUAGACGGAUGUCUGUCAUCAUGGUCAUAGGGUAUUUCCAGUUCGCUUGCUCACUUCGAAGGUCCGCUGCAUGCACUGCAGGGAACCCAGAUCUACUUAGCUAACUGAGCAUGUCGUGUGAAGGCACGAGGACCGCAUACACACGCUGACACAGUGCAAAACUUCUUUGAUUACUCCGACCAGCCUCCAGCCACUCGUCACUGCACUGUUGCUUUGUUGCUCUUCAGUUUCUCUCUGCGAGGGUCUGGGCUAGCUGUGCACCAGGCAGCCAAGAAUUCAUCAUUCUGAACAUCGUAGCCUAACGUCGGAUUUGCUAUAAACAUGCAGACGAGGAUUGUGGUGGUGGACCGGCUGGUGCCUAGCGUUGUCGUGUUCGUCUUGCUAGUGACAUUGGCCACAAGUCCUGCUGCUGCUCAACCAGGCCCGUGGAGCCAGUACAGCGCAUGUAGUGUAUCAUGUGGAGAUAUGGGUGGGACGCAGGUCAGGAACAGGACAUGCCUCAAUCCUGGUCUCACCAACGGCUGCAUGGGAGCACAGCUCAGUGAAGAGGUGUCUUGUAACGUUGGUGUACCCUGUUUCACCCUAACCGAAUGGAGCGGGUUUGCACCUUGCAGUGUCUCCUGCGGCCAGGGCAUGCAGACACGAAUGCGCAUGUGCCUCGACAGUACUAGUAACUGCAAUGGUGCAGCCUUGAGCCAAACGCAGACCUGUUCUCGCGGUAGCUGUCCAGUGAAUGGUAACUGGUCUCCAUGGUCACCGUGGAGCUGCUCUACGACGUGCGGAGGUGGUGUGAGGAGCCGGACUCGUACGUGUGAUAACCCGCCAGCGUCGGCUGGGGGAGUCAACUGUUCCGGCAACGCCAUGCAGGCCAACCUGACCCUGUGCAAUGUGGCACCUUGCCCCAUUGACGGUGGAUGGUCAUCCUGGACACCGUGGGCAUGUAAUGCUAGCUGUGGCGGGAAUCUUGGAGUACAGGUGCGUACACGACUCUGCAAUGCGCCAGCGCCUCAGUUUGGUGGCCGCAACUGCUCUCGAUUGGACGCGGCCUUGGAGACGAAUGGAUCGUCUUGUAUCAGUGCAACGUGUCCAGCUAUCAUUGUUCCGACAGUUGUCAGAGCCAGUCUAACCACAGCCCCCACUGGACUGGAGUCAGACAGCCAAGCGGUCGUAUCCCAAGCUGUGGACAUCACUGUAGGAUCAGCUCUGAUUUCAGCAUGUCCAGCCCCAGUGCAACAAAACAGUGGCAACGGGGCCCAACAGGUCAAUUGGUACGGUCCAAACACGCAGUCUCAGCUCGUGUCAGCUGGUAACAUCUUGCUGCUGGAUAGCGUGGAGAUGAAAGACGGCGGCCGGUAUUGGUGUCGCAGAGACGGCGCUGCAGGCACCGCGACGUACACGGCUUCAGUGGACGUACGUGUUUCCAGCGCAAGUGAGGAUUCACUAACCUGGGGUCAGCUUGCUUGCAUCCUUUUAGCGAUUCCUGUCGUCGUGCUCCUUGGACUUGUAAUCGUUCAAGUGUGCCUAUAUUCAUCUAAGAAAAAGGAACUGAAAGCACAGAUGUUCAUCAUACAACAACGAAGCUAUGCCCAACAGACCGGACAACUACUUGAGCCAAAGCCGUUUCGAGCAGUCAGUUCUUGCUCCGCUGGAAGCGCCUUUGAUUCGGGCGACACUCCUGCCAGCGGAGACUGUAUGGCGAACAAGUCAGCAGCACAACAUGAUCAGCCAGCGUAUUUGGAGGUACACUAAAUUAACACGGUAGUAGUGUGUAUCGGGCCGGUUCUGGAGUAGGCACAUGCCCCGGCCCGAAAAAAUGGGGUAUUAUUGAUAGUACCCCGAAAACAAUACAUACUACUCAACAUGUCACAGCAGAUUGGUGGCUCAGUAUUACCCACAACGUCCGGGGUGAUUGCACUACACACGUCCCUCGAACCGGCGGAAGCAGUUUCUGAUUGACUGCACCAUGCCAUAGUCUCAAGUCGGAAGGCUGCUGGUUUGCGCAUUCGAGACGUGAUACAGAUAAACAUCAGGCCGUUGGAUGCCAGUAUCGCAUCAGUCUGUAAUGUGCUAGCUGCAGCAUGUUCUGACUCGCCAAUAUCUUGCUUAUUGUUAGUACCGGACAAACAACGGAGAUAACAUGUAAACUGUUGGCGAUCUCUUUCUAAUUCAUACCCGAUAGUCAUUCAUACUUCGAGUGUAUGUUUAUGGUAGGAACGCAUUAUCCGGCUCCUCAGUAGUCAGCAUGCGUUGGUGGCCAAGCAGUUGAUCCGCCGAUGCCGCCGGGCCUGAUUACUCACUGUGCGCACCUAUGCAUUGUCUCGUGGGUGCAGCUCCAUUGGUCAAAGUAGCUGCCACACCGUACAAGAUAGCACAUGCAAUUAUUUUCCUGCUUUUGAUCAAUGGUAUUCUCUUUCUCCAGAACAGUGCAGCAUGCCGGGCUGCAAAAUUCACCAAAAGUGGAUUUGAUUCUAAUAAUCAUACUCCGAACUAAAGUAAUUUCCUAGAUGUACAGUCAUGUAUUCAAAGCUGAACCACCUUGAACCACCUUACACCACUUACCCUAAAUAGUUUAUACUCCAAUCAGCGAUAUCAGGUGACAACAGAUGCGAUAAAUUCACCACUAGAAAGUAACAUUUAUCGCAUCUGUUGUCACCUGAUAUCGUUGAUUGAUGUAAUGUUUCUUUUCAGCUCUCAUUUUCUCGUGCUAGUUAGAGUUUAUACUCCAGUAACUAUUCCAGUGCCCCGUGCUAUGUUACAGUGUAAUAGCAGUAUUUGGUUAGAGCCGUGGCACUUGUAUU
This is a messenger RNA of Sycon ciliatum, 2929 nucleotides long. RefSeq names its product hemicentin-1-like. The transcript is spliced from 9 exons. The record is from RefSeq and is a predicted model, not a curated record. Bases 453 to 1880 code for a protein of 475 amino acids. NCBI's taxonomy places the organism in Eukaryota, Metazoa, Porifera, Calcarea, Leucosolenida, Sycettidae.